Messenger RNA from Caenorhabditis remanei, 2220 nucleotides. RefSeq lists its product as uncharacterized. The record is from RefSeq and is a predicted model, not a curated record. The transcript has 8 exons. The coding region runs from base 1 to 2220 and encodes 739 amino acids. NCBI's taxonomy places the organism in Eukaryota, Metazoa, Nematoda, Chromadorea, Rhabditida, Rhabditidae.
AUGAUGACCGGGUAUGGUUAUAACACGAACUUGGUUCAACAACCACCAGUUCUUCAAGGCGUCACUGACGAGUGGGGACAAGUCAGCGGUCAAUCCCAAUACUACCACACGGAGAAUGGAACCACCGGGUUAUCAAAUCCAAUGUUCUACGGGUCUGAAUGGUAUCAACCACCAAACUUCAAUUAUCCAGCAGAUGGAUGUGGCGACCAGAUGAGUUAUCAGAAUUGUCAUCAGAAUCAAGACGGAGGACAUCAAGGCAACCAGCCGAUAUCUUCUCUGAUGCACACCACUAAUCUCACAGCUCCACCACAACCAAGAGUCUCCAUUUCGGAUGAGGAACUGUUCAAGGCACUGAAUAUGUCUCCAUUGCCAUCAGCUACCGGUGGAUUUCCUGGUCAUCAGCAGCAGAUGCCACAAAUUCCACAGAUUCAACAGUCUAAUACAGAAAUAGAUUAUCUAUCUUCUGAAAUAUGCUUCCCAUCCACUUCCAACUUCGAGACUCCAAAUUUUAAGUCUCGGGGUUAUAUCCCACCGGCUUCUUCUAUUCCACCGGAGGAUCCCCACAUGUAUCACCAUUGCAUUGAUGUUGAUGAUGAAGGACCGUAUGGAGUGCCUGAAAGAUACGAGACGAUGUCGCCGACAUUCUCAAUCCACUCGUUUGCUCCGACCACAUCUACAAAUACUGCUGAAGCUGAAGAUUUGGAGGUUGAGCUAAUAAACAAUCACAAGCCAACUCCUCGGUACCAAAUGAAUGAUGGAAUCGAUAUUUUUCUUCACACCGGCACAACCGAUGAUACAGAAUACAAUGAGGACAGUGAUUCGAGGCCAACUACCACGUAUUCACAUCGGAGCAACAAAGCGCCAUCUCCACCGGCGCCUCGUCCAGCUUACGCAAAAAAGCUAUCCGCUGCAGCUCACAGUCAGAAGCCGGAACCAAAACCAUCGGAGAUUGUCUCACCAAUCUCCAAAACUUCGCCACUAUAUUUGCAAACUACUGGAGCACAAGAUCCGGCUGGAUUCACACCCUUGCUCACACCGAACUCGGACGCAUUGCUCCAGAAGAAAUUGAACGAGGUCGUUCAUAAACCCCCUCAACGUGCUGUUGGGCUCAACGCUUUUCCGGCGUUUCCACAGCAGCUCAAUUUGAACGGAUUUCAAGAGAAUCAACGUUACGAAACUUCAUUUUGUCAGCCAAUACAACCUGUUCAACAAGUUAAGCAAGUUCAACAAGAUAGUUUUUAUUCAACGGAGUCGUUGAAUCAAUUCGACUACGAUACUGACCGAGAUAUCCUUCCCCUGCUACUCGACUCAUUCAAACCGCUGCCACCACCGGAAAUUCCAAUUGGACCUGUGAUUGUGCCAGUGUCGAUUCCAGAAAGACUCACAUCUACCAAGAAAGUUCCAACUUCACGAGCUGCUCCAUCUGCUCCGAUCAAGGCUCCACGUCUGUCGGAUCAAGAACUUGAAUCGGAGAGCCAGAAACUUGCGUUAGACGUAAUCUCAAAUCUUUUCACCAACAAGAAAGAGAUUAUUGAUCGUGCCGCAAAGAUCAACGCCCCCAAAAAGCCAGUGGCCAGAAACCUGUUCUGCCUCGAUAAAGAAAGUUUGGAGAAGGCGAGAUCGAGUGAGCCGAGCAGUAUGAGUGUGCUCGAAGACUGGGAAACCGCCGAUGAUGAUGAUUUGACUGUUCGAAUGGAGAAUCUCCUUAAAGACAAAAAGAAGGAGGAAGUUAAGCAAGUUAAAACUUCAGCUGUCCUUACUCCCCCACCAAAGACGUCGGAUUGGGAUCCAACUUUUCUUCAACAUGUGCUCGAAAUUCACAGUGUCCCAGAUUACAAGAUGCAGGGAGACGUCGUCAAGGCAAUGGAGACAAUGGGCAAUGGAGACUGCAAAGUGAUGUGGAUAGAGCGUAAAGUUGUAUUUGCUGUUUUUGAAAAUGUGAACCGGGCGAAAAACUGCUUGGCACUCUCCAGACAUGAUUGGAUCAGAUUCAGAAGUUUGGUGGAUUCUCCGAGACACGUCCAGGAGGCAGCAAGAAACAAUGCAUCAAAUUUGAGUCUUCCUAAAAAGAAGCAACAGACAACUGCAACCGUCGCUCGUCGUAUGGUAGAAAAUGCCCUUGGCAAGAAAGCAACGGUCACUAUCGAAAAGCGUCAAGAGGAACGAAAGCAGCUUGCCGCUGCAAAAGCCGCUAAAAAGAACACUGUCCAAUGGGAUUGA